AUGUCUCCUGAGUAUGCAUGGACAGGAUUGUUCUCUGAGAAGUCUGACAUCUAUAGCUUCGGAGUUCUGAUGUUGGAAAUCAUCAGCGGGAAGAGGAUUUCACGUUUCAUCUUUGGAGAUGAAAACAAAGGCCUUCUUGCAUAUGCAUGGGAAUCUUGGUGCGAGACCGGGGGAAUGAAUGUUCUGGACAGAGAUCUUGCUGAUUCAUGCAACGCAUUUGAAGUUGCGAGAUGUGUUCAGAUUGGUCUCCUCUGUGUUCAACACGAAGUUGUUGAUAGACCCAACACUCUUCAAGUACUGUCUAUGAUAACUUCAGCUACAGGUCUUCCCACACCGAAGCAGCCAAUAUUUGCAGUGCAUUCACUAAACGCUGAGUCAAUGUCACAGUCAAAAUCUAAAGAUCUUAUCUCUGUGAAUCAGUUAACACAGUCUGCGGUCCAAGGAAGAUAA
Messenger RNA from Microthlaspi erraticum, 450 nucleotides. Lineage: Eukaryota; Viridiplantae; Streptophyta; Magnoliopsida; Brassicales; Brassicaceae. The record is from the annotation of a GenBank genome assembly.